CAUUUACUGAAAAAGGCAAAGCUGAGAUUCCAGCGGCUCCGGGGGGAGCGCCGGGGGGUCCGGAGGGGCUCGGAGCCGCCUCAGCCCCGCCGGACACGGCUCGGACACCGGGACCCGCUGUGGAGCCCUGGACAGCCGGACCCCGGCGAGGCUCCCUCGGUGACGGAGCCGUGUGGGCACGGCCUGGCCCUGCUCCUGUCCCUGCUCCUGUCCCUGCUCCUGUCCCCACGCAGCCACAGCCAGGAGCUCUGGGCCGGGCCAGGAGCCGAUCCCGAGGGGUUGGCCAUGGAAUAGGCGCUUUUCCAGGUGCACAGCGGGAGGCUGAGGUUGGCCGCCCCGAAGGCGCCGUGCCCUGGAGCCCCCGGCCUCUGCCAUGAAUGAUGCAUCCACCAUGGAUUAUGAACUGCUCUCGCCAUCCCUGGUGGAGCACCCCGCGGGCUCGGCGGGCAUGGAUGCCGAGCAGAAAACUGUCUUCGCCUUCGUCAUCUUCCUGCUGGUGUUCCUGGUGAUGCUGAUGGUGCGCUGCUUCCGCAUCCUGCUGGACCCCUACAGCCGCAUGCCCGCGUCCUCCUGGACGGACCACAAGGAGGGCUUGGAGCGGGGCCAGUUCGAUUACGCCCUGGUGUGA
This is a messenger RNA of Poecile atricapillus (Black-capped chickadee), 628 nucleotides long. It is a transcript of the gene CTXN1, whose product is annotated as cortexin 1. The record is from RefSeq and is a predicted model, not a curated record. NCBI's taxonomy places the organism in Eukaryota, Metazoa, Chordata, Aves, Passeriformes, Paridae. The transcript is spliced from 3 exons. Bases 374 to 628 code for a protein of 84 amino acids.